AUGAGCACGCUCGAGCGCACGAAGCGCCACAAGCAGCGCAAGAUCCUGCUAAUGGGCAGGUCCGGCGCAGGAAAAUCUUCGAUGCGAUCCAUGAUAUUCCAGAACUAUGUGGCCAAAGACGUCCGAAGACUGGGCGCGACCGUGGACGUGGAGCACAGCAACAUCAAAUUCAUGGGGAAUCUAAUGCUCAACCUUUGGGACUGCGGAGGUCAAGAUUCCUUCGUCGAAUCAUACUUGACGAAUCAAAGAUCCCACGUCUUCACAUCCGUCGCCGUGCUCAUAUUCGUCUUCGACAUCGCAUCCAAAGAAGCCGCGCCGGAUCUAAUCAGCUUUGCGUCAACGAUCCGAGCCCUACAGGAAUUCAGUCCGAACAGCAAAAUCUUCGUGCUGGUGCACAAAAUGGACCUCGUGGCUCCGGAUCAGAAGAAUACCGUGUACGCGCAGAAAGUCAAAGAGGUGCGCGCGACGUGCGAGCAGGAAGGCUUCUCCGCAAAGCAAGUCGAGUUCCAUUCCAGCUCGAUCUGGGAUCAAAGUUUGUACCGCGCGUGGACGCAGGUGAUCUACUUCCUCGUCCCGAAUGCGUCAACGAUUGAGGGAAUGCUUCAGAAACUAGCCGAACUCCUCGAUGCGCGCGAGAUGAUUCUCUACGAGCGGACGACAUGCCUCGUCGUAACGCACAUAACUCGCGGCAACGAAUCACGCAAUCCUUAUGCCGAUCGCUUCGAACGUAUCAGCAGUAUCCUCAAAACUCACAAACAUUCCAUGUCGAAACAUACGGGGAUGAUGCCUUCGGAAGUCUCGUUUGCGGAAAUGCAGAUCAAGACGGGAGAUUUUAUGUUUUUUAUCACGCGACUUACGGAGAAUACGAAUCUUGCUGUGGUGAUGCCGAGUGAUGAGGCGGCGUUCAAUGCGGCGAGGGUGAAUGUUCAGUUGGCGAGGAAGGAAUUCGCGUAUUUGGAUAUUGUGGAUUCGAAGAAGGGAAAAGAGAGUUAG
Pseudocercospora fijiensis CIRAD86 is the source of this 993-nucleotide messenger RNA. RefSeq lists its product as uncharacterized. Gene Ontology annotation, cellular component: Gtr1-Gtr2 GTPase complex; fungal-type vacuole membrane; nucleus. Gene Ontology annotation, molecular function: GTPase activity; GTP binding. The coding region runs from base 1 to 993 and encodes 330 amino acids. Lineage: Eukaryota; Fungi; Ascomycota; Dothideomycetes; Mycosphaerellales; Mycosphaerellaceae. The transcript has 2 exons. Gene Ontology annotation, biological process: cellular response to starvation; regulation of autophagy; cellular response to amino acid stimulus. The record is from RefSeq and is a predicted model, not a curated record.